AUGGCUGGCCCGGGAGUUGAAGAUGAUCCAAAUUUAAAAGGAUUAAGCCUCCCAAAAUUUAACAGAAUGGCCGGAGAUUCCGUCGAUGAAUCCCAAUUCAAGGGACUAUCCAAGUAUUUCAACAGCCAUACUAACCGAGGGAGGGCUAAUACGGCGAAAGCGACAUAUGCAGUCUUUGGCGCGAUAAUAUUAUAUUUCACUUUGAAACCCAAAUCAAAGAAGUAA
Parnassius mnemosyne (clouded apollo) is the source of this 225-nucleotide messenger RNA. NCBI's taxonomy places the organism in Eukaryota, Metazoa, Arthropoda, Insecta, Lepidoptera, Papilionidae. The record is from the annotation of a GenBank genome assembly.